AUAUAAUCAUCUAAGUAAAUAAAUAAUACAAAUAUACAACCAGUGCAAUAAAAUCUACUUAAUGUGAAGUUACAAAAAUAUAAAUAAAAAAGGAAAAAAAAUUAAAUUAAAGUCUCUCAUUUAUUUUUAAUUUUUUUUUACCACAAAAAUGGGGAUCACUUAUUUAUUUAUUUAUCUAGGUUUAAAACCCCUGUUAAAAGCCUAAAAUCCCAUUUCACUCUUAAACCCAGGACAACUUUUCCCUAUCUCCAAAGCACUCAUCAAUGGCGGCGAACGCUAAUCGUAUACGCAGAGCUCUUCUUUCCACUUCUUUCAUGAACUUCCAUAAACAACGCCUUCCUUCAAUCUCUUCUACCCAUUCUCUUCUCCAAAACCUACUUUCUUCCCCUUCUCAAAUAUACCCUCGUCGUCGUUUCUUCCAUUCCACAAACACCUCUCAUUACUCCUCGAGAUCGUUUAACGUUGAUAAGAUUGAUCCUGAUACCAUUUUGUUCGAGGGUUGUGAUUACAAACACUGGCUUAUUGUUAUGGAUUUUGGAAAGGAUCCUGAUCAGCGCCCUCCUCCUGAACAGAUGGUUGAAACUUAUGUUCAGACUUUAGCUAAAGUCGUCGGAAGUGUCGAAGAGGCAAAAAAGAAAAUAUAUGCGUGCAGCACCACUACUUACACUGGUUUUCAAGCAGAGAUUGAUGAAGAGACAUCAAAGAAGCUUGAGGGUUUGCCUGGUGUUAUAUUCGUUUUGCCAGAUUCGUACAUAGACCCAGUGAACAAGGAAUAUGGAGGAGAUAAGUACAUUAAUGGAACUAUCAUACCAAGACCACCUCCAGUUCAGUAUGGCAGAAGGAGAGAUAGACAGCUUGAUCAAAGACCUAGGUCUCCAAUGCCUAACCAACAAGAAGGAAGAGGCUAUAGGCCACAAAGUGAUUUUGCCGACCGGGGAAAGUUUCCACCAAAUUCUGGUCCAACUGGGUUUGAUAGGAAUGAUUAUCCGAGUGGUGGAAAUGCUUAUGUGUCUCCGCAAGGGAACCACAACCACAACGUGCCUCCUCAUCAAGGGAACUACAACCACAAUGUGCCUCCUCAUCAAGGGAACUACAACCACAACCCGCCUCCUCAUUCGGGAAACUACAACCAGAACGUGCCUCCUCAUCAGGGAAACUCCAAUUACAAUGUGCCGCCUCAUCAGGGAAACUACAACCAUGGCAUGCCUCCUCAUCAGGGAAACUACAACCAUGGCAUGCCUCCUCAUCAGCAGAACUACAACCCCGGCUAUAGCCAUCCUCAUCAAAUGAAAAAUCUCUCUGGUGACUAUGGUAGUAAUGCUCCAAGUGCACGCAUCAACGAUCCUCGAGGAGAUCAACUCUACAAUAAUUCUCAAGGACCGAUGACGAAUAUCCCAGGUCAACAUUAUAGUCAAACUCCCCAAGGACAAAUGCAAUAUCCAGUGAGAGGGCCUGGUGGGCAAACUGGGGUUGGAUCUUUUGAACAAACUGGGACUGGACAAUAUGGGCAGAUGCCUGGCAGUUACAAACAAGGCGCAAGUACAAGAAAUGGGCAUGGAUAUACAUCUCAAGUAGAAAGCCAAAGGUAUUCAGCCGCACCAGAUCAACAUAAUAGUAUGCCAACAGAUUAUAGUAAUGUUUCUCCACCACAACCCGGGAUGAAUCAAAGAAAAUUUUGACAAGAUACUAAACUGCAAUGGUGUUGCCGUGUCCAGAAUUCAGAUAACGGAAGACGCAGUGGUUUAUGUGUGCCAGGAAGGGAUCGAGUGAAAUGGCUCAAUUAGUAGUUUCCUUGACCUGUUAUUUUGUAUUAUGAUUACUUGUUUGUAGUUUAUUACUAAAUGGACUGCUGAAAGUAGUGAACUAGCACUGUUUUUGUGACUUAAAAGGUCCUUGCGGUCUAAAGAUAAUGACUUCAUGUA
Messenger RNA from Amaranthus tricolor (Joseph's coat), 1922 nucleotides. Its product is annotated as multiple organellar RNA editing factor 1, mitochondrial-like. Gene Ontology annotation, cellular component: mitochondrion. NCBI's taxonomy places the organism in Eukaryota, Viridiplantae, Streptophyta, Magnoliopsida, Caryophyllales, Amaranthaceae. The transcript has 5 exons. Gene Ontology annotation, biological process: cytidine to uridine editing; mitochondrial mRNA modification. Bases 264 to 1679 code for a protein of 471 amino acids. The record is from RefSeq and is a predicted model, not a curated record.